Molecule: messenger RNA, 1981 nt
Organism: Vitis riparia (riverbank grape)
Lineage: Eukaryota; Viridiplantae; Streptophyta; Magnoliopsida; Vitales; Vitaceae
Exons: 7
Coding region: 465-1526 (353 amino acids)
Biological process (GO): endoplasmic reticulum tubular network organization
Cellular component (GO): endoplasmic reticulum tubular network
Source: RefSeq, a predicted model, not a curated record
GAACAUGGAGCUAAACCCAAUGGCUACGCUAGCCUCUAGCCAAACAAUGUCGACGAUUGAGCUCUGAAACUUCAGCAAAACCCAUCGUCAUACGGUGCUGGUAGGCCCUCUCAUUUCCGAUUGAAGUGACAACCCCAUUAAGAAGGUUCUGGAAACUGUUGAGGGCACUUCCUUAAGAUGGACACCUAAGUCCAUGACAUUAGAGAAACGGGAAAGUACUAAUUUAUUUUAAUUUUACAUCCCAGAAAGAUAGGCAACAGCUGUUCGAUACAGUGACCAGAGUUUGUUUCCUGAAAAGGUGGUGGUAUUAGGAUUCUGAUGGGAAUAAAUUGGGAGAAAAUGGAUGGUUAAUGUGUUUUUGGCAAAAGGGUGACUGCCGACGGGUGGAUUUCGCUUCUUGGCAAAGGGGUUGACACACCUCUAAGAUUCUUCUGCUGAUUUUGACUCACCGUGAAGGAAAAUAAAUGGCUGAAGAAUCUGAUAAAGACCAGGGAAAUGGGCAGAGUUCAUCGGCUGCCGAGAAGGACACAGGAGUCCAAAAGAAGAAGCGGAGAGGAAUCAUAUCUCGCAUUUGGAAUGGCCUAUUUAGAAGACAUGGUGAUGAUUUUGAGAAAAGGCUGCAACACAUUUCCAAGGAAGAAGCUUCUGUUCUAGCUAGGAUGAAGAGGAGAUCUCAAAGUUCGAGGACAAUGACAAGGAAUCUCAUAGUACUGUCAGUGAUUUUGGAGGUUAUUGCAGUGGGUUAUGCUAUCAUGACAACAAGAUCCGUAGAUCUGAACUGGAAGAUGAGGGCUUUUCGUGUUCUGCCAAUGUUUCUGUUGCCUGGUUUGUCUUCUGCUGCAUAUUCAGUGAUUGUAAGCCUCACAAGAAUGUGUGACCGCAGGGAUCAGAAAACUUUAGAGCGCCUUCGAACCGAAAGACGAGCAAAAAUUGAUGAACUCAAAGAGAGGACAAAUUAUUAUACCACACAACAGCUCAUUCAGAGAUAUGACACUGAUCCAGCAGCAAAGGCUGCUGCUGCAACUGUCCUGGCAUCAAAGUUGGGUGCAGAGUCAGGCUUAAAAGUGUUUGUCGGUGAUGAAUCUCAGCUUGAUGUUGCAACAGCGAAGAGCAAUGAUGUAGAACUAACACAAUCUAGUGGGCUGCGAAAUAGAAAACAGUUGCAAACCAGAUCCGGUAAUGCAGCUAAUCCCACAAUGCAUCCCUCUGAGGGGGAAAUGCCCCAUCAAGCAGGGGUCGAGGGUCCUGGAACUUCUGGGCAUGAUCAGUUGGUUGUGGAGCAUUACCCUCAUCAAGGGGUGGCCCGAUAUGAUGGGGGAUGGAUUGCUCGAAUUGCAGCAUUGCUUGUGGGUGAGGAUCCAACACAGUCAUAUGCGCUUAUAUGCGGGAACUGCCAUAUGCACAAUGGCCUUGCCCGGAAGGAGGAUUUCGCCUACAUAACCUACUAUUGUCCACACUGCAAUGCCCUGAAUCAGUCACUGCAACAGGAAGAGCAUGCUUCUGGCUCCAAGUCCCAGGGGCGGUGAAUCUGUCACAGCAACUGGAAGAGCAUGCUUCUGCCUCCAAGUCCCCAGGGGCAGUGAAUCGGUCACAGCAACUGGAAGAGCAUGCUACUGGCUCCAAGUCCCCAGGGGCGGGCAGUGCUGAUGCAGUCAACAAUGCUACCGGUGCUGUGACUGAUAGCGGGAGGACAAGCAGCAGCCCAGUAAGAGCUGCAUCAGAGAUUGAGCAAGUAACUGAGAAGGCAGAUUAGAGUGGAGUGACAGAGUUUGCUUGGUUAUUUUUAUCAUUCUGUGCCAUAUUCAGUGCUGGAAGUGUGAUGAGCUUGUUCUUUUGCCUCUUCUGUAACACAGAUUGUUUGAGAUUCCUUACUACAAAAAUGCUUUGUAGGUUUGACAAUUACACAUAUACAUCAAUGCCAUAUUUUGUAAUACCCGGGGUUUUCAGUUACAUGUCAAAUUUUUAUGGAGUUUUUGCAGAA